AAGCCAGCAUGGAUGAAGAAAAAUAAGGCACUAAACUAAGUGGCUAGGCACGCUCCAUUACUUGGAGAUCUGAGUGAGGAGCAUGGCGGGCCACUGCACGAUCACGAAAGAGCCGGCGAUUCUGGUCCGCGCCUGCGAGCCGACGCCGCGAGGGAGCCUCCAGCUCUCCUUCCUCGACCGCCUGCCGGGGCUGCGGUUCUCCGGAGAUAUCGUCUUCGUCUUCCGGCGCGGCGGCGGCGGCGGCGGCGGCGAAGAUCCGGCGAAGGCCAUAAGUGAAGGGCUGUCGAGGGCGCUCGUGCACUACUACCCGGUCGCCGGACGGAUUGUCGAGCCCGCCGGGGGCGAGCUGGAGAUCGAGUGCUCCGGCGACGGCGACGGUGACGGCGUGUGGUUCGUCGAGGCCUCCGCCGAAUGCAGCCUCGACGGCUUCGGCGAUUGGGAUUCGAAACUGCACGCCGUUCUCGCGGCGCGGCCUCCGCCGGAGCUCAACCACGAGAACGUCAUCUUCAUGGCGCAGGUGACAAAAUUCACAUGCGGCGGUUUCACCGUCUGCAUCACUUACAACCACACAGUCUUCGACGGUGUCGGCUCUGCCCAGUUCCUGAACGCCGUGGCCGAGCUGACGAGAGGUCUCGCCGAGCCGACGGUCACCGCAACCUGGCGCCGAGAAUCUGUUCCGAGCCCUCCCAAGCCCACUACCUCGGCCCAAGGCCCAGCAGGGCCCGAGAUACAAUACACCUUCUACAGAUUCAAAUCUGCCGAAUUCGACGUUUCCCUCCCCAGCAUCAACCGAGUCAAGGACCGAGUCGCGGCCGAGACAGGCCAAAUUUGUUCUACCUUCGAUGUCGUCACGGCCAUGCUGUGGCAGUCGCGCACGCGGGCCAUCAACGUUGAGCCCGACGCCGACGUCUGCCUUUACUACAUGGCGAAUGCUCGCCACCGCCUGAACGAGCUUCUCUCGAUCGACGGCGGCUACUACGGGAACUGCGUGUAUCCCGUAGGGAUCACCUUACCGAGCAAGCAAGUGGCGAAUGGGUCGCUUGUCGCGCUAGUUGGGGUAAUUCGACAAGCUAAACAAACCGUGUCCGACGGAUUCUCGCGUGGUUAAAAGGAGAAGUAAUGUCGAAUUCGCGCGCCCUGCCGGACUAUCGAAUGCUGCUCGUUUCGGAUUGGACUCGGCUGGGGUACUAUGAGGUCGACUACGGGUGGGGGUCGCCGAGCUACGUCUUUCC
Molecule: messenger RNA, 1232 nt
Organism: Ananas comosus (pineapple)
Lineage: Eukaryota; Viridiplantae; Streptophyta; Magnoliopsida; Poales; Bromeliaceae
Product: acyl transferase 4-like
Exons: 2
Coding region: 83-1108 (341 amino acids)
Source: RefSeq, a predicted model, not a curated record